Messenger RNA from Babesia ovata, 1491 nucleotides. Its product is annotated as n-acetylglucosaminyl transferase component gpi1. The record is from RefSeq and is a predicted model, not a curated record. Gene Ontology annotation, biological process: GPI anchor biosynthetic process. Lineage: Eukaryota; Apicomplexa; Aconoidasida; Piroplasmida; Babesiidae. Gene Ontology annotation, cellular component: membrane; endoplasmic reticulum. The transcript is spliced from 4 exons. The coding region runs from base 1 to 1491 and encodes 496 amino acids.
AUGUGUAUCAGUUCUGACGGCAGUUGCAAGCCUGUUCAAGUGGUCAAGUAUGCAGUGGAGGACUUCGGCGUGGUGUCGUUCUCCGAGUUGCUCACCAUCUGUGCUGCUAGGCAGCGGCGGGCCAAUGCGAAUGACUGCGGAGUGCCGUGUCAGAUGAGGCUGAGCAGCUACUUAAUCACCGGAUGUGCGUUGGUGGAAUACCUGGAUACCCAGCUGCAUGCCAGGAUUGCCGAUUCUGAUGUGCCUGGAGACGCCGGCGAUUUGGCUGCCUUCAAAUCGUCGUAUAGAAGACGGCAUUUGCGUUGUGAAAUCGCAGUGAAUGUUAUCUGCAAGUGGAUGAUCCAGCUCGUGCUCUAUAUGUCGCUUGCAGCGCAGUGGGUGCUCUCCGUAGUAUCCAUGGUCCGUUGCAAGCCCUUGCGCACGACGCUCUACCAACUGACCGUGGUGUCGGUGAUGUCCAAACGCCUCACUGAAAUGAAACAGUGGCAGGAGCGUUACCGUGAGCUCUACUUGCAGGAAGACAUCGUCGACUACCUCGACGCCAGACACAGCCUGCGCCAGAGUGUUUGGUCAUUUGUCAACGAUGUGAUAGCGGGUGUUUUGGAAGUUCUUGUUUACCGAAGAACCGUGGUUUACGCAGUGAACUAUCUGCGUCUGGUGCUUCGGGAGGUUUACGUAUCAAGUUUCAAGUACACGUCAUACCACUUCGCCAUGCGCAUUGGGAAAUAUUGCAAACUAAACAAUGAAGUUGCCGUUUUCGUCUCUAGGCUGCUCCUUAGCGUGCUGGUCGUGUGGCGCUUAAUCAAGCCGAAGAUCCGGGAGAACUUCACCAUCAUCUCGAACAUCUUCCAGUACUCGGCGUUGUUUGGAGUGACGUGCCACACCGCAGUGCUGGUGGACAUACUGACGAUCGAGACCAUGCACGUGGCGUAUGCGCACUGCAUCAUGCUGUACCUUACUAAGUGGAUGCAGCGCUACCUCUACUCGCUGCUGCAGCUUUUCAAGGGCAAGAAGUGGAACGUGCUGAAACAGUCGCUGGACUCGAACAACUAUACGCGAGAGCAGCUGUUCCUGGGCACGGUGAUAUUCACGCUGCUGCUCCUGAUAUAUCCCACGAUUUGGGUGUUCUAUUGUGUGACCCUGCUGGUGUACUUGCCAGUUUUCGUGGCGCGUGCGUUCGGGAAGACCGUCAUCGAGGUCAUGACCAAGUUCCCGUGGUACUUCCUUGCAUACAACACGGUUUUCCCGAGGCGUUACAAGGAGGGGAUCUACUUUGUGGCGCACAAUCACGGUGUUGACAGCAGCCGUAAUGCGGACGUGAAUGGCGCUGCUGCAGAGGCAAGUGCGGCUGGAGAGGAUCUGAGAGUUGCGCCGCCGGGCCUGCUGCUGGAGAUGCGGUGCACGCCCUUCUCGCCCCGCACUGUCGUACAGCCCAUGCUAAAGGCGCUGAAAUCGUGCUGCGGCAGUCUGAACUUUUGGGGCUCCUCUUGA